AUGUAAUUAUUUCAAACUCCGAAUUCUCCAAAGUCCACCUCUCGCGAUUGCAGAAAACCCUUUAAAAACCUUAGUAAUUAUUCUGAAUUUUAAUAAUCAUCAAAUCAAUUACAAACAAAAAUAAAAUCAUUAGAAUUGAGAGUUAAAAAUAUAAAUAGCAAUCAUGUAAGUGAAAAUAGAUCAACAAACACUUCUAAAACUACUGCAAAUAUAUCCCCUAAAGAAUUUAAAAAAAAUCUCUAUUAUGAAUCCAUUAUAAACAAACUUUAAUAAAAUAUUAAGAAAUUGGACAAUUCUCCAUCUGUAAAUUCCACUACUCAUAAUAAGUAGAGUAUAUUAAGCUGUAAAAUUCCUACUAUUCCAACUUUAAAUGUAAAAAUAUAAAAUUUUACGAAAAAAUUAAGAGAAUUUUAAAUUCACAAAUAAUAAGAUGGUGAUAAAAUUAUGGCUAAAGUUAAAUAAUUUUGUGAUUAACAUUUUAAUGAAUGUUUUGAUUUUUAUAGAUGCACAGAUUUGAUUUCUUUAAAAUAUUUUAUUUACUUAAUCAUAUAAGAAAUAAAUGUCAAUGGUUAAGACACAACAAGAUCAAUAGAUCAUCAAUAUUAAAGAAGUUAAAUUCAAAAUUUAAGAUCUUUAUUAGAAAAUUAAAAAACAGAACAAACAACAAUUUCAAGCUAAUAAAAAUUCAAAAAAGCAAUAACAGAUACAUAAAAUAUAAUUCAAUAAAUAAUCUUAUAAUUGUAAUAGCAACAUAAUUAAAAUAUACUAUCAAACUAAGUUUAGAUUCUCAAAAAUUAAAUUUAAACAUUAAAUGAUGUUAAAUCUUAAUAAUCAUUUAGGUUAUCAUUUGGAGUGAAAACAUCAGGUAAUAUAGAAUAUGAAAAUAAUCCAAAAAUAGCAAAUCAAUCAUUAUCAUCAGCAAAUUUAUCAACAUAAAGAGAAAGAUUUAAAACAUAAAUAAAUUCAAAAUCAAAAUCUCCCUUUCAUUUAGAAACUCCAAAAAAAAACAAAUUAUUAGAAGAAUAAUAAGUAAUAAUAUAAUAAUUAAUAUCAAAAAUACCUGAUUAAAAAUAAUAGGAAAAGUAGAAGAAUAUUAUUGAUGAGUUAGAGUAAGAAAUACUUAUAAAGAACUAAUUAAUUAGGGAUCUUUAAGAUAAAAUUUAGAAUGAGGAUGCUUAUUUAAUAUUAAAUCAAAGAAUUAAGGAAAUAAACAAAAAUCUAGAUAAUGUUAUAGAAUAAAAUUAGAUUUUAAUAAAUGAGAAUGAUUAAAUUAAAUGUUAAUUAGAUUAAUUAAAGAAUAUAGAAGGACAAUAUUAUACACUAUUAUAAGAGAAUAAAAUACAACAAUAAUAAAUCAUCAAUUAAAACUGUUAAUAUGAAAGAUUAAUAUCCUCAAUAGAACUUGAAUGUAAUAAUUAUAGAUAGUAAAUAUUGAAACUUUAGGAAAAUUGUGAGGCUUUAUAAGCAUAAUUAUAAGGGUAGAAAGAACAAAGAAAUAUUAAAUAUGAAUUAUCAGAAUAUAAUAAAAUGAAAGUAUAUAUUCAAACAAAUUUAUUUAGAAAUUCAUAAGAGAUGAAUUUUAAUUCUUAGGAUAGAUGAUUGUAUAAAUUAAUCAAUAGAUUUAAAAAUAGUUAGCAGAUAUUGUACCUAAUUCAAUAAAAUAGUUAUAGAAAGAACUUACAAAAAGAAAAGGUAUGAUUGAAGAAAAAAUAAAAAGUUUUGAUUAAAUGGGGUAUGAAGAUUAUGGAUUAAAUGAUAUAAAAUAAAAUUAGGAAAAUGAGAAUUUGAGGUUGAUGUUAUUGAUGCAAUCUUUAACAAUAGAAAAGAUGAUUGAUUUGUGAAUUGG
Messenger RNA from Paramecium sonneborni, 1846 nucleotides. The record is from the annotation of a GenBank genome assembly. NCBI's taxonomy places the organism in Eukaryota, Ciliophora, Oligohymenophorea, Peniculida, Parameciidae.